Messenger RNA from Eucalyptus grandis, 2054 nucleotides. RefSeq names its product protein EDS1. NCBI's taxonomy places the organism in Eukaryota, Viridiplantae, Streptophyta, Magnoliopsida, Myrtales, Myrtaceae. The record is from RefSeq and is a predicted model, not a curated record. The transcript has 3 exons. The coding region runs from base 91 to 1893 and encodes 600 amino acids. Gene Ontology annotation, biological process: lipid metabolic process; defense response.
UUCCUCUCCCAGCCACCAAACAAGCACAUUUUGCAGAAAGAGAGAAGCUCACAUAGAAGAACAUAGCACAUUUACACACAGACCACGGACAUGUUCAGCAAUCUUGGGACCCGAGAUGAAGUGAUCAAGGCAGCGUUGUCUGCAUCCAUCGAAGCUCGUGACGAUCGACAGGAGCUGAGCAUUCGCAACAGCUCUUCGGAGGUCAUCGUGGCCUUCCCCGGAUCAUGGUCUCCCGAGGACUGGUUCCCUAAAGACAGCAAAGCCGAGCCCUUCGGAGAUGACCAGAUCGACCGCAAGAAGUUCCCUUCUCUCAGGAGCAUCGGCAAGGAUGAGGACGCCAGGGUCAACAAGGCGUUCAUGCAGAGAUUCCUACGUAUUCUGGAUGAUGGAAGCGGAAGGCUCCGCUCCGAGGUGAAAAAGGCGUUGGACGAUAAUAAGCAGAUAAUAUUUACAGGCCAUUCAUCGGGCGGUCCAAUCGCAAUUUACGCGACUGUUUGGUUCCUUGAGGAGCACAAAAAAUCAAAGAAAGUGGAGACUCCCCAUGCUUUCUGUUUAACAUUCGGGUCCCCAAUUACCACCGACCGCACCUUUGGCCACGCCAUCCGGCGUGAGCGUUGGUCUGACCACUUUGUCCACUUUGUUACGAAACUCGACAUUGUUCCCAGGAUUCUACUCGCUCCUUCCUCCUCUACAAAGGAGUUGCUAAAAGAAAUCGCCUCUUUCUCUGACCCGCAUCACAAACCCGCUACAAUUGACAACUUGACUUCCUUUUUUGUGAAAGUGGUGAAGAAUGCAUCAUGUGUUGCAAACUAUGCAGCUUGCCAACUGACAGGAAGCAAACAUACCCUAUUUGACACUAUGUCUAAUUUCAUCAAGCCAAGCCCUUACCGACCGUGUGGGAAUUAUGUUUUUUGCACCGAGAUUGGUAGGUUGGUGGUCGUAAAGAACUCGGAUGCGGUCCUUCAACUGUUGUUUUGCGCUUUACAGAUCGAGUCCGAAAGAGAGCUUCUGAAUAUAGCACAGAAAAGCUUAAGGGCACAUUGGACAUAUAAAGAGGCAGUAGACCAAAGCCUGGCCCCGGCCAAUGUUGUUUAUUUGAAGAACCUCCAAGAAUUGCCUCUAAGCUCAAAUGAUGCCGCAUUAAAUGACCUUAACCUGGACGCAACGGCGAGGCUGUGCCUUCGUGCCGCUGGAGAGUUGGAGAAGAGGAAACAGGAUAACCAGAAAAAGAUCCAAGGGAAGAAGGUCGAAAUAGAGAGAUACCUCGACGCAUUAAAAAAGUACCGGACCACGAGCGAGGACGAAGGUGUGGGAUAUUACGAUGCUUUCAAAUUGCAAAAGAAGGAGGAAGACUUCAAGGCCAACGUAAAGAGACUUGAACUGGCAGCUAUUUGGGACGAGAUUGUUGAAAUGCUAAGACUCAGGCAGCUCCCCGAUGAAUUUGAGGUAGAUAAAGAAUGGGUGGAUCUCGGCACGCGGUUUCGCGGACUUGUGGAGCCACUAGACAUAGCCAACUUCUAUCGACACUCCAGGACGGACGAUGCAGGUCAUUACAUGAAGGAAGGAAACAGGCCAAGUCGGUACAAAUUUCCUCAAAGAUGGCGAGAACACAAGUACCAGUUGCCGCCGAUGCAGCGGUCGCAGCAGUCGCUCAAACAUUUUUAUGGUGAAACCAGCUUUUGGGCCAAGGUGGAGGAGCUCAAAACUAAACCAUGGGAAGCAAUAAAGGACGAGGUUUUGGUUCUGGGGAACCGCCUUACAGAAUGGCACAACAACAAGGAGGUGGAGGAUGAUGUGUUCUUACAAAAGAGCACGCUCGUUGAGUGGUGGCAAAAACUCUGUGAAGACCAUCCUGAGUUGCGCGGCGUUCUUCCGACACCAGCUGUCGAGUGAGACUUGUAUUGCUAUUUCUCAAAGUAGCGAGAUACCUUCAGUAUUCGUACAAUAUAUAUGUUUGAUAUGCCUAUUCAUAGGCUUUCUUCGCGGACAUAGUCUUAUCAAGUGUCCUCCAUUUAAUCCACGCUCUUUGACUGUUAUCCAAGUCACUUCAUAGA